AUGCGUUUUCUACUUCCCUUCUUUGCGGUCGUCACGGUCGCUUGCGCAGCUGUCGUCCGCCGGGAUUUGGGUACGGCGGGCGAUGUCGAAGUCUCCAAUGGCCUGUCCGGCACUCUUUCUGCUGCUCCUCCAGUGGUUAUUCUGAGGGAGGCCAUUCCCGAUCCAGCCGACGUCGAAGAAUCCUUGAACAGCGCCCGAGAUGACAAGGAUGUCGUCAAACUUUUCGUAAAGAAAGGCACCAAGGGACAAUAUUACCGUUACACCAAACGAGACACAGAUGACUACAUUUGCAUGAACUAUCAGCGCCUAGUCCAUGAGGAGAUUCUCUCAAUUCGACAAGAGGUGCCCCCGCGCAAGAAGGGCCACGUUCGCUGCGAAUACUACGCGGAUACAGAUUGCGGGACCGCUUUCGGAAAGAUGACGCAUGAGGACGAAUGGGCACAAGGAGAUCUCUCUAAGGAACCUCGUAAGGCUCCGGGCGAAGACCCAAUUCUCGGUGACUGGGCAGACCGCAUUCGCAGUGUGCAAUGUUUCUGGAUCCGCGCCGCCGCACGAAGGGCCGAAGAAUCUGGGUCUUUGACCCCGAUCAGUGUUAGAGACAAUACCGACGUUGUCGAGCUCCACACCAAGUUGGGCAAUAAAGGACGGUACUACUACUACUCAGCUGGGAGCACUGACGACUAUAUUUGCAUGAACUUCAAGCUCAAGAAAGGUGACAGCAUUCUCUCAGUCCGUCAAAGGCGAUUCCCUAACCACAGCAACGUGCGCUGCGAAUACUAUGCGGAGGCGGACUGCGGGGCCGCUCAAGGUCAACUGACGCGAACGGGCGAUUGUGAACAAGCAGAUCUCGAGGCCGAAUUUCGCAAGACUGGCGACAUAGUUCUCGGUAGUUGGAAAGACCAGAUAAAGAGCGUUCAAUGUUUCUGGGUUCGCAGUACCGUACGAAGUACCGAAGAAACUGGUUCCCCUCUCGAGUUCGCGAACGCGCACGACGACGUUUCCGAUACCUCAGAUGUACGGGCACUUGUCGACGAUACUCCCAUUACGAAGGAUCUGGAACUUCGCGAUGCGUUGAAUGACGAUAAUGUCUUGACUCGCCUCUACGACGCAGAAAACUUCAUUGGCCGUCAACUCGCACAUGCUACGCAGAAAGACGCUGAGCGAGAAUAUUGCAUCAAGACAAACCUGGAGAAGGGAGUCUUCAUCCGCUCCAUUCGACAAAACAAGGACAGCGAGGAUUCCUGGUUCGUCUGCUGGUACUACGACGACGACCACUGCAACAGCGACUGGAACCCGCACGGCGUAUUCGACCCGAUCUACCUCGAGCGUGAUGCAUCUAUCCAAUUCAACUUCGCGUACAAGAUUAUGUCUUUCAAGUGCCGAUACUCCGACCCCAGCAAACGAGCUGCGGGUUCUGGCUAG
Paraphaeosphaeria sporulosa is the source of this 1422-nucleotide messenger RNA. RefSeq lists its product as uncharacterized. Lineage: Eukaryota; Fungi; Ascomycota; Dothideomycetes; Pleosporales; Didymosphaeriaceae. The record is from RefSeq and is a predicted model, not a curated record. The transcript is spliced from 6 exons. The coding region runs from base 1 to 1422 and encodes 473 amino acids.